Penicillium brasilianum is the source of this 525-nucleotide messenger RNA. The record is from the annotation of a GenBank genome assembly. Lineage: Eukaryota; Fungi; Ascomycota; Eurotiomycetes; Eurotiales; Aspergillaceae.
AUGGAAUCAAGUGAUCCUCCUCCUUAUUAUGGCGAAUUCCAACAACGUGGAAGAAAGAUACUGGAUUGGAUCGACAACCCGGCAGCUGAAUGCCAUAUCAAACCUAACACUUUGACUUACGACCUAUUGAAUGCCUGGGCCCGGGUUGUGGAGACUUUUCAUGACCGCCCCGAGAUCUCAAACGUGAUGUCUGCAGAAGGGGAUGAGGGGCCCACCAUCCCAGGUCCCUGGACUGCCCACAGCUUCGAACAUGGUGUUCUCGCGCCGGAUGGCACAUGCAAGGGCGUUGAUAGUUGGGAGUCGCAGGUUACGGCUGGUAUUAUUCUCAUUCUGGUAACGUUUAGAGAAUCAGGACCCUACGUUUCGCAAAUUGCUCAGGCCUGCUACGAGAGACAAUAUCCUAUCUCCACCCUCAAGCAUGUCGUUGUAUCCGACGUUAUAAAUGAUAACACGCUGGACUUUCUCACAUCGUCUAUUUUCACCGGGAAUAUGAAGCCAUUUUGGGCACCAGGUGCGGUUCAGUGA